Cooperia oncophora is the source of this 270-nucleotide messenger RNA. NCBI's taxonomy places the organism in Eukaryota, Metazoa, Nematoda, Chromadorea, Rhabditida, Trichostrongylidae. The record is from the annotation of a GenBank genome assembly.
AUGAGUUCAAUAAAGGCGUUCGAAUUCCUCGGUUAUUUGCGAGAGCGUGAACAGAAAUUCAAUGACGCUGCAGCCAAUUAUGAUGAUGCAUGGAAAUUGAGUCGAAUGAGGAACCCAGCAAUUGGGUACAAACUAGCAUACAAUCUUCUCAAAUGCAAGCGUCUGUUCGAUUGUAUUGAAGUAUGUCAUCAUGUGCUGAAGCUUUAUCCCACAUAUCCGAAGAUUAAGAAGGAGAUUAUGGAUAAGGCCAGGCUGAGCAUACGCUCCUAG